Messenger RNA from Magnusiomyces paraingens, 609 nucleotides. RefSeq lists its product as uncharacterized. NCBI's taxonomy places the organism in Eukaryota, Fungi, Ascomycota, Dipodascomycetes, Dipodascales, Dipodascaceae. Bases 1 to 609 code for a protein of 202 amino acids. The transcript has 2 exons. The record is from RefSeq and is a predicted model, not a curated record. Gene Ontology annotation, molecular function: calcium ion binding.
AUGGCAACAGCAGUCUCAUUGUCUCAACAAAGUUCCUGUAUAGAACCACCUUCGCGGCCAGCUUCGAGUCUCUCAGGGCAGAUAUCGCAUGCGUUUCAAUCAUAUCAAGUUAAUGGAGUGAUUACAGAUGAACCGCAUCUCCGAGCAGCCCUAUCUGAACUCAUUUCUCUUCCUAUAAGUCGAUCUACUGCUCGACAGUUUUUCCGACAAGCAGACAGCAAUGGUGAUGAUUAUAUUGAUUUUACAGAGUUUCGAAAUUUGGGUCGAGUACUAGCGCAAUGGCGCGAUCUUUACAUGCAGUUUGACAGUAAUGGAGAUGGCGUUUUAUCGCUUGAAGAGUAUUGGCGAGCGCUAUGUAUGUUUGGUUACGAAUUAGACACUGCAUUUGUGGAACGGUAUGCUAAUCAGCACUCUGAACUUAGAGAAGUGAGUGAUGAAGGGGGAGAGACUCGAGAAGAACGGGUUCUUGGGUUUGAUGGGUUUGUACAGUCGUGCAUUAAGCUGGAUCGGCUGAGGAAAGUACAUCAACAGUAUGUGUCAUCGAUGGGUGUAAGUCCAAACGUUGUACCGUUUGAACAUUUAGUAGGAAUGGUUCAUGGGAUUAUUUAA